GGUAAUUAGUUCACUGUUACACUGCUACGCUAGUGAGUAUCGGAAAUGGGGUCGCGCCAAGGCGAUUGGUGUUGAUUUGUGGCGGCCUCUUUUAAAGCUUGGAGGACCCUUGCUUUCCCUAUUCCUGCUUAGAAAGCCAAUUUGAGAUUGGCAAGAUUUCAAAAAAAGGCAGCAAAGAACAUCUGGAACAUUAAACAACCCUUGGAACUGUACACACCACUGUACAACUGUACAAGUACAAAACAAGAUAGUCAAUCAUCCAUUUCAACCAACCUUUGAACGCGUUUACGACAUCGUUUCUUUUACUCCGACGACCCAAGAAUCAGUCCCCGAUUUCGUCGAUCCAUCUAACCAUCUAGCCAUCUAACCAUCAAUUUGACCCUCUUCAUUACUUAUUUGGACAGCCAUUGAUCAAAUACACCUAGACUGCCUAUAACUUGUAAACUGCUUACCCAGCAUAACUUCACCUGUCGCCAUUCUAUCAAUCUCCGACAAGACCAACCACUAGACAGACCCCUGAGUACCUACUACCUAGUACCUACAACACGGAACAUACGCGCACAAUAUGGGUCAGAGUGUGUCGUGGCUGUCUAGCCUGCUAUGGGCGAAGAAGGAAAUACGAAUCUUAAUCCUAGGUCUUGAUAACGCCGGAAAGACAACACUAUUAUACAGACUAAAGAUAGGCGAAGUAGUAACGACGAUCCCCACAAUCGGGUUCAACGUCGAAUCAGUAACGUACAAGAAUCUAAAUUUCAAUGUGUGGGACUUGGGUGGCCAGACCUCCAUUAGGCCAUACUGGCGAUGCUACUACGCAAACACGGCCGCCGUCAUCUUCGUCGUCGACAGCACAGAUAUCGAACGUCUACAGACGGCUGCCGAGGAGCUAGCGGCGAUGCUGAAUGAAGAGGAAUUGCGAGAUGCGGCCCUUCUAGUAUUCGCCAACAAGCAAGACCAGCCGGGAGCCAAGGGCGCGGGCGAGAUAUCCGAGGCAUUGCGACUGGGCGAGCUGAGGGAUCGCAACUGGAGCAUCGUCGCGUGCUCAGCCGUUGACGGGAGCGGUGUCCACGAGGGCAUGGAUUGGCUGGUGCAAACGGUAUCGCAGGACUAAACGCCCUUUCACUCUAACACAAAGCAUUCUGUACAACACUAUAAUAAACCGCAUCAACAUCAAAAGGCGCCAAGACCUAUACUGGGCAAUACCAACUUUGUGUUUCUUGGUAUCGCAUCCGCGUCGUCUUGGGUAAACAGCUCCGGCGAGCAGAGUUUGACAGGACCACCACCAAAAUGGUACUGUAGACACUGUGAUUAAGAGCAGAGAGUCAGGCGUUCUACGGGAACUCCCUCGAUUAAGGGGGGGAUUUAAGGGGAAGAAAGGGGGGAGGGGAAGGGGAAGGGGAGAGGGGGAAAGCAGGUAGUAAGGAUGAAUA
Hypoxylon fragiforme is the source of this 1427-nucleotide messenger RNA. RefSeq names its product ADP-ribosylation factor-like protein 1. The transcript has 4 exons. Lineage: Eukaryota; Fungi; Ascomycota; Sordariomycetes; Xylariales; Hypoxylaceae. Gene Ontology annotation, molecular function: GTP binding; GTPase activity. The coding region runs from base 566 to 1108 and encodes 180 amino acids. Gene Ontology annotation, cellular component: cytoplasm; Golgi apparatus. Gene Ontology annotation, biological process: vesicle-mediated transport; intracellular protein transport. The record is from RefSeq and is a predicted model, not a curated record.